Messenger RNA from Seriola dumerili (greater amberjack), 1372 nucleotides. Its product is annotated as putative sodium-coupled neutral amino acid transporter 8. The record is from RefSeq and is a predicted model, not a curated record. Gene Ontology annotation, biological process: amino acid transmembrane transport. Bases 1 to 1329 code for a protein of 442 amino acids. The transcript is spliced from 10 exons. Lineage: Eukaryota; Metazoa; Chordata; Actinopteri; Carangiformes; Carangidae. Gene Ontology annotation, molecular function: amino acid transmembrane transporter activity.
AUGGAGGAACUGGCGCGGGAGAGCAUCAGCCUGCUGGCCCGGUCUGCGUCUCACGCGGAUCCUCCGCGGCUCGGCUCGUUCGGCGCGGUGUUCAUCAUGCUGAAGUCUGCGCUGGGAGCCGGACUCCUCAACUUCCCCUGGGCUUUCCAGAAGGCGGGGGGAGUGAAUACAGCCGUCGCUGUGGAGAUGGUAUCCCUGGUAUUCCUCAUCAGUGGUCUGGUCAUCCUUGGCUAUGCCUCGUCUGUCAGCAGACAGAAAACCUAUCAGGAUGUCGUGAGCGAGGUGUGUGGACGAGCCGUGGGUCAACUCUGCGAGAUUUGUUUCUGCUUCAACCUCUUCAUGAUAUGUGUUGCCUUCCUGGUGGUGGUGCAGGACCAGCUGGAGAAAUUGUGUAUUUCUUUGUAUGAGACGGUGACUGGGUCGAGUGAGGGAGAAAUACCGUAUCACUGGUACACUGACCAACGAUUUGCCCUCUUCGUCAUGUGCCUCGUCAUCAUCCUACCACUGUCCAUCCCAAAAGAGAUCGGCAUCCAGAAGUACACGAGUGUGCUGGGGACGCUGGCUGCUACGUAUCUGUGUGUAGCAGUGAUUGUCAAAUAUUACCUGAUGGAGAGCCACACAGUGAUAAUAACUCCAGAGCACAGCCAAGGUGUAAGUUCAUGGGCAUCGAUGUUUAGUGUCGUGCCAACCAUCUGCUUUGGCUUCCAGUGCCAUGAAGCUUGUAUAGCAAUCUAUAGCAGCAUGGAGAACCAGAAGCUCUCCCACUGGGUGCUCAUCUCUGUUGUCUCCAUGUUCUUCUGUUUGCUCAUCUACACUCUGACCGGUGUGUAUGGCUUCAUGACGUUUGGACGAGCUGUCGCCUCAGAUAUCUUGAUGUCGUAUCCAGGAAAUGACGUGGUCAUGAUCAUUUCCAGACUCCUUUUUGGAAUAUCGAUUAUCACCAUCUAUCCUAUAAUUCUACUCCUGGGGAGAUCGGUCAUCCUGAACCUGAUGUUACGAAUUCAAAGGCGUCGCCGGGGAAUCGUCACUCAUUCGUUUGAGAGUCGCUGCAGAGUCGUUCUCACUGUGAUCUGGAUCACCAUCACUCUUCUCAUCGCCAUGUACGUCCCUGACAUGGGCGAGGUGAUCGGUGUCAUCGGAGGAAUCAGCGCCUUCUUCAUCUUUAUCUUUCCUGGUCUUUGCUUGGUGUUCAUAAUGCAAACAGAAACUGUGACUCCAAGAAUCAGGGUGAUUUUAACAGUUUGGGGAGUCAUAACCAUUGUAGUUGGAGCCUUCAUCUUUGGACAGAGUACAACCAUCGCUAUCAUGGAGCUUUUUUACAAAUUCUGAAUUUCACCACCAUUAUCACCACUAUCUGGAGCAGCUGCUUCAC